AAAAGGUCGGUUGUUGGGCUGGUCUUUUCUUAUACCUUUAUGAUAAAAUCCAAAAAAGGUCUUUACAUCACACGAUUCUCAGUUGGCUAAUUUUGGUGCUCUAAGCUAAGAUCCAAUGACUCAUUCGUUCUCAAAUGGGCCUAAGUAAUGGGUUUGAUUGUUGAAGAAUAUGUCAAGGCGGAGAAAGCAGUCAUGUCAUAUAAACCAACUUUUUUGAGCCUGAAAUUUGUUCCCCAACGUAUAUCAAGUUGAUAUUCCGGAUCUUGAAUAUAAACUAAAUGAGUUCAAUCUUUUACUUCUUUAGUAUAGAUUGUCAAGUUACUCGUAUUUGUUCAAACCACCCACCUCGAAUGUACUGUGAUUUCAGAUGAACUAGAUGCGGUAAGGUAGCAUGCGCCUCAGAUUACAACUAUGUUUCAUCUGCUAUCACAAACAGUAGGAGAUGCACAAAUACUCUGCCUUCACUACCUUAAAAUCUUGGAUUUGUUUCUCGUGGAAAUAUACAAGUACUCUUUCUUAAAAAUCUUGAAUACGACUAUGGAUAUUAGUCAGAAUCCUUGUUAAACUUCUUUAGAAGCUGAAGUUCGUCUCGUUAGGUUGUCACUUGUCAAGUUGACUUGUAUAAUUUCUCAAUUUUCAUCAAUCGAUUAUAAACUAGAGUUGACUCUACCCAUGUGAGCUUUGGAAAGUUUAACCGGUUUCAAGUCCAAUUAAAAGAAAUAAGUUUACCAUCACAUGGAAUAUGACAUAGGGAGUAUGAUAAGUAAGACUAAGUUGCAAUUGCAAUACACAACACUAUUACCAUUAAUUCUAAUCCAAAUUAAUUGAUAGAUCGUUAAUCGAACCUAACUAAUAAAGGUGAAACUAGCCAACCAAUUGAUCUAAUAAUCAAAGUUACCAUCUCAUUUUGUUGCGAACCAAAUUCGAGUAAAGAAAGCACUCUAGCUUCCUAGACUUUGAAAUUUUUAUUGUUCUUUUUGCCCUUUAUUUGUUUGAUUUUAAUAAAGGUGACAAAUCUUUAAUUGCAUGUAUGGCUUUCUCCUCAAGAAUUAAAGAACUCUGUUUCUGCUCACUCUCCAAUUGGUUAGUUUCUGAGUAUAUAUAAACACCCAAAAAACGAACUCCUAACAAACCCAUCUUCUCCAUUUUGUUAGAGUUCGACUCAGAAUACACAGUUCCCAUUACUGAUUUGUUAAUUUUGCAAAACUGUUGAGCUUUCGUUUUAGUGCGCCAUUAUUCUUUCAGCAUUUCCUACUGAUUGUCCUCUUCAAGUAAGAUUCUUUUUGCGAACCCCAAAUGGAAGAAACACAAGGACACAAGUUUAUAUGCAAAUUUUGUGACAAGAGUUGUGAUAGUGGAAAGUCAUUGGGAGGUCACAUGAGGGGUCAUUUAGCAUUGAUUUCAGCUGCAAAGAAUCAGAAAGAAGAAGCUGAUAGCAAAAUGGGUUCUCAAGAAGAAGAAGAAGCUGCAAAUACCCAUGAAGAUUUGAGCAUUUCAGAGCAAUCUGAUGGAAGCAUGAAUCAAGAAAAGGACAAUAAUAUCAGCAUUGGUGAUGAUGGUGACUCAGUUGGUUACAGUUUAAGAGAGAAUCCAAGAAAAUCUUGGAGGGUUUCUGAUUUAAAGGUUUGUUCUUUGGAAACAACAAAUAUCUGUAAAGAAUGUGGCAAAGAAUUCCCCUCCAUGAAAGCUCUGGCAGGUCAUUUGCGAACUCAUUCGAAGAAAGGGAUGGAAAAAUGUCAUAUUUGUGAGAAAUGUGGAAAAGGGUUCGCUUCAAUGAGGGCCCUUUUUGGUCACAUGAAAGUUCACUCGAAAAGAUUAAGGGUUGAUAAUCAAGAUUCUGAAUCAAAACAGAGUUUGUCUGAUUUCGAUACUGUUUGCCCUAUUCGGAAGAAGAGAUCAAAGAUAAAGUAUAAGAUGGAUGCAAGUUCUUCUUUUUCCGGUUUGAAUGAAUCCUCUUCUGCAAUUAGUGAAGUUGAUGAAAUGGAAGAAGCUGCUAGGUGUUUGAUGAUGCUGUCAUCGGGUGUUACGGACUGGGAUGAAUACAUUUCGAUUUCAGAGAAUUCUAAAAAUGAAAAUGUCAUUCUUGAAAGUGAACCAUUUCACUGUGCUAAGGGGAUUUCUGCUGAUGCUUUUACUACUGUAAAGCAUUUGUCUCAUACAGUCUUUUCUGAUUCUGGUUGUGUUGAUGGUUACGAAAAGAACUACGAAAUUUCUGAGUUUUCAGACAGGUUGAUGUUGAUCAACACUGAGAUCACAAAGGUGUGCUAUUCUACUGAAAUGCAGUUUGAGAAUGAUCCAAGCUCAUCAGUUGUAAUGCAGGAUCUUGCUUUUCUGAAUUCUUGUUCAGUCAAGAAUGCAGGGCUGAACAUGGGCAAUUCUCAAAUUGGAGUAAUCAGGACAAGUCCUGAUCCUAUCAAAAGCAAGGUUCACAAAUGCCCAAUUUGCUCCAAAGUUUUCCCAUCAGGCCAAUCCUUGGGAGGUCACAAGAGGGCUCAUUACACUGGAUUCACUGAAAGCAAAACUAAAGAGACUAUGGUGAAAAAAUUGGAUGAUGUUGCUGAUAAUCAUAAAUCUUUUGAUCUGAAUAAUCCUGUUAUUGCUAUGGAUGGAGAGGAAAAAGAUGUUGAGCUCAAGCUUUGGUGGGUUGAAAGUGGUGACGCGUUGAUGAUGUCGAGUUGAGAUAAUUCAUUCUCAGUUUCUGCUCUAGAGGUUUAAGAAUCAGAUAAUUCAUGAUUCUUUUUCAUGCUAGAGUUUCAUCAUUGUAAAAAUAGUGUUUUCAGUCUUGGAAUAGUUAAACAUUUUUCCAAAACCAUAAUGAGAAAUGAGGCAUACAAAUUACAACAUUACUGGUAA
This is a messenger RNA of Solanum pennellii, 2853 nucleotides long. RefSeq names its product zinc finger protein ZAT1-like. NCBI's taxonomy places the organism in Eukaryota, Viridiplantae, Streptophyta, Magnoliopsida, Solanales, Solanaceae. The coding region runs from base 1297 to 2679 and encodes 460 amino acids. The transcript has a single exon. The record is from RefSeq and is a predicted model, not a curated record.